AUGUUGAAGUACGCCUUGGAGCAUCGCAAAGCAGUCGAUGUUGUAACGCAAUGCCGGGACCUGGGACUCCACAAGUUCGAGCUGACAGAUGAGGAGUGGGAAAUUGCCGGCCAGCUGAGAGAUGUGCUAAAGAUUCUGAAGGAUGCCACACUUUUCUUCUCGCGCUCUACACCGAGUCUCGCCACUGUAAUCACGGCGAUGGACCUCAUUGACGACAAACUAACAAGCUACUCGCAGGACCACAAAUAUCUGCCGGCAAUUUGUGCUGCUGUCUGCCUAGCUAAGAAGACUCUUAACAGGUACUAUGAACUAACCGAUACAUCUGAAGUCUACUGCAUCGCUAUGGUCCUACAUCCUCGUCACAAGCUAUCUUACUUCAAGAAUGCAGGUUGGGAGGAUGAGUGGGUGGACACAGCAGAGGCCCUUGUAUGUGACGAAUUCGAGCAAUCCUAUGAGCACACAAUCAUCAACAAUGACUCGAUGGACAAUGAGGAUAAUGGACUUGGAGUUCCCGAGAAGCUGACGAAGGGAGAUUCAUCCAUGGUAUGUUUUUUAUCAAUUUCUUUGCCGGUACUGAUGCUAUCAUAG
Messenger RNA from Suillus fuscotomentosus, 588 nucleotides. RefSeq lists its product as uncharacterized. The coding region runs from base 1 to 588 and encodes 195 amino acids. The record is from RefSeq and is a predicted model, not a curated record. The transcript has 3 exons. NCBI's taxonomy places the organism in Eukaryota, Fungi, Basidiomycota, Agaricomycetes, Boletales, Suillaceae.